AUUCGAUACUUUAAAACGAAACAGUAUAGUUAUGACCGUUCCAUUUAAAUAUAUAUAAAGGAAAUUAGAAUAUCCUUUGUGUGUUUACCUGUACGACGUAAACAAUAUCACAACUAGCGUGCUACGUCAUUUAAACAUACCGAAAGUGCCGUCAAUUAAUUUGAUUAAUUCGAAUUUUUUUACCCGAAAAACCAAUAAUCUAAUCUAUAAAUAAAAGUUUCAAAAUAACCGCUUCCGGCGCGCGUCGCGACGCUCACGCAUGCGUUUGAAUAAUCGAUCCGGCAUCCAAACAACUUCAACAGUGUUACAAAGAUGUCAACUUAUUGUUGCAUAUAUUUCCAAUUUUACAGCAACAAUGUCAGAUAGUGCUCAACAACGAUAUUGGGUGCCAUACAUUCUAUUCAUUCUGUUCGGAGAGGGUUCUUGACAGACAAGGAAGUAUGGUGCCGAGCACUUCUUCGCAACUCUUCACAGUUACCUAAUACCUGCCAAAUAAAAAAAAAAUGGGAAGCUCUUCCUCAAAGUUUAAGAAAUACCUUCAACAUGGCGACGAGUUUGCAGCGAUGCAAAUUUACCAAAAUUCACCCGAACUCAGAAAAAACCUUGACCCAAAUUUAAGUUACGGCGAAAGCCACAAUCACAAUACCGCUUUACACUAUGCAGCAAAACACGGAAUGAAGCACCUACUGAGAACGUUCCUAAAUGACUUGGGAGGGAAUCCUAACAAGAAGAACGGAUCGAAUGAGACCGUUUUGCAUUGUUCGUGCCAACUAAAUCAGAGCAAGGCGUUUAGCGCACAAGAACGACGAGCUGCGUGCGUGCAGCUGCUGGUCUACUGGAAGGGUGUUCAUUUGAAGGAGGGUGGAAGAGAAAAAAUCGACCUGGCCGCGCAAGACAAGGAGGGAAACACGGCGUUACAUUGGGCCGCUUCGACAGGACUGAAGAGAUGUGUCGAAUUAUUGUUAGGUCAUGGUUCGCCGCUUUUUUCUGAAAAUAACGACAAGUUGACACCUUGCGAUUUGGCUAUGCGGCAGUCGCAUCACGAUAUUGCGAGGCUAUUGGAAAGUAAAAUGGUUUUUGGCGAUAACGUAAACACUGUAAACGAAGACGAAUUUUUAAACGGGCAAGAGGAGGUUUAUAGUGGACUAAGAAGUCAGGAUUUGCAGGAAGCUAAGGAUCAACUUUUAGUUGAUACAUCCGAUAUGUUAAAAAUACCCUUAUUUACCGCCGAAGCACUUUUAAGAAACAACGAUUGGUCAAGAGAGCUGCUGUUGGAGAAAUGGAUGAAGGAUCCGGUCGAGUGUUGCCAGUUGGCCGGUGUGCAGGCGCCUAGUUCCGCAUUGCAACACGGUAACUCAUGGGAGUCCAGUACGUCUUCGGAGACUAACGAAUCUUUUUAUAAACCGGAAAUUAUGUGUGAAAUUUGUUUUUCGUUGAUGUCUGAGUGGGAGCAGUCGAUACUGAUGUCGUGUCAGCAUAUAUUUUGUAAACAUUGUUGGGAGAGUUAUCUGACUAUUAAAAUACAGGAUGGGGAUGCUCAUCACAUUAUGUGCCCAGCCUAUCAGUGCCAUAUUUUAGUACCGGUAGAACUAAUUGAACGGUUAGUCAGUCCUGAAAUGGCCAGAAGGUAUUUGCAGUUCGAUAUUAAGGCAUUCGUCGAAAGCAAUCGAAGUAUCAAAUGGUGUCCGAUUGCAGGCUGUGGAAGGGCCGUUCGUCUUCCAGAAACGGAGCAAUACGAAAGUAAAAAUCCAAACAAAACUGUUCCCGAAAGUUCGCACGCUGUUGAUUGUGGGAACGGCCAUUUCUUCUGUUGGGAAUGUCUGGGUGAAGCGCACGCCCCAUGCGGUUGCAAACAGUGGCAGGAGUGGCAGCUGAAAAUCGCAGAGAUAAAACCAGAAGAACUGAGGGCGUCAUGUACUGAGAGCGAGGAUGCUGCUAACUGCCUGUGGUUAGUUACAAAUUCGAAGCCGUGCCCUAACUGUAAAAGUCCAAUUCAAAAAAACGAAGGGUGCAAUCAUAUGAAGUGUUCAAAGUGCAAAUUUGAUUUCUGUUGGGUCUGCCAAGAGUCUUGGAAAAAGCACAGUUCAGCGACCGGCGGCUAUUUCCGUUGCAAUCGAUUUGAAGCCGUGCACAAAGCCGACGAGAAGCAGGGUAGCUUAAUUUCCGAGGCGGUCGAUCGAAAUAAUCAAAUGCAGGAAAUGUCUCGCUUUUUGCACUAUUACACUCGAUUUCGCAAUCACGAGAAUAGUCAAAAGCUGGAAGAACCGCUUCUAACUGGUGCAAGGCAGAAGAUGGAGCUUUUGGCGAGUAGUUUAGGUUUAAAAUGUACAGAAGAAAAUGGUGAAAAGGGCACAAAAUUCGUAGAGGAUGGGGUUAGAGAGCUUUUAAAGGCGCGAAGGGUUUUGUGUGGAUCAUACGUAUACGGUUACUAUCUAGAGGAUGAUGGAUAUAACAAGACAAUAUUUGAAUUUAUGCAGAACGAGUUGGAGGAGGUGACUGAGAAGUUGAGUGAAAUGAUCGCUCGUCCAUAUUUACGUACGCCAAAAUCUGUGAUAAUUCAAACCUCAAAUUUAGCUAGAAGAAAACGGCACGAAUUCGUACGUGCCGUCGCUCAAGGUCUUAUUCCAGCUGAAACACCCCCAGUACAAAGAAAGCAGCGCAAACGAAAAUAUAUCGAUGGAAAAAAGCUGAGUCAUUCGUAUUCAGAGGCGAGUACUUGGUUAAAAAAUGCUGAGUGGCCUGACUAUGACUCCGAAGACGACGAAGAUAUAAUUUCCCGAUCACAUAGUCGCGGCUCUCCCGUCGGAAAAGAUCAUCAGUGCACUCUCCAAUGCAACUGGAAAAAUUGUGGAAGAUUCGGACUAUCGUCGGAUUACAACGUAGAAUUAAUCAUAGCGUUAGAAAUGUCUCGUUUGCAAAUGAUUGAAGAUCGAAUGAAACAAGCAAUCACCAUUACGCCAGAUGCCAGUUCUAGUGCACCAAAUAGCAAUGUGGAGACCAACGAUGACCAGCUGAAAUUAGCCAUACAAUUAAGUUUACAAGAUUUUUCUGGUAACAAUACAAGUAAACCGCCACGAUUAGAACAGGAAGCCAGUUGCACUACCAGAUCGUAUCAAAAGACUAGUGCAGACAUCACAGUCGACAAUUUUUUAAAGUCGUUGGCGAACCAAAAAAUUGAUUUUAAACAAUUAGAGGUAAACUUAAGUUUGAUGAACAGCGAUUGUGCUAAGGACUGGACAAAAGACGAAAAUGAAUAUUUCUUUAAACCGUGCAAUGGAAACGAAGACGGGAGGUUUCAAAUAUCGGAUAUACACGAGAAUGGCUUUACGUUUGCCGACGAAGACGAUUUCGUAGCCGAUAUACGGUUAAAGAGGUCACACUCAACCGGAGAUCUUUGCGUGAGGAAAGCCAACAGGGAUGCCCGAGCUAGAAUGGAUGGAGAGGAGCCUAGGUACCAUCUGGAUUCAGACCACAGCAUACAACAUGACGAAAAGCCAGAGGAUGUGGGACGUAAGGCUGUCGCGACGAAUGCAGCGGAGCGUGCGAAGCAGUGUCGGUUUCUGAAUCAAACUCACCCCGAAGAGAAAUACUAUGAAGGACAAAGUUCUGCGGAGGAUACCACGAUAUCGGAUUCUAUAAAUGCCGAUGUGGAGGUGUUAGGGUUAAGUGACAGUGCUCCGAAUGAUGAAAACAAGAGCUGCGGCGCCAGUGACGCAAAGGAUUUUCUACCCGCUUCAAUUUUUCACGAUAAUCUCCCCAAAGAAAAUGAGAAAAAUGACAUAUCAAAGAGCGAACAGGUUAAGAAACAAAACAAGUUUGCAUCGUUAAAAGCGAAGUUUUGCGCCACACACCUACCGAAACGUUGCGGUUUAACAAAGCUAGCGAUCAACAAGAGUAUUGAACUUUUGAACGAAACCAAGUCCUGCCAUCACCAAAGCAAGGAGCACGCGGUGGUUGUGCAGCAGAAGCUCUCUCUGUUAACACGCAAUGGCAACGACGUCCCGUGGAAAGUAAAACAUAGUCAGGACCCAAAUAUUUCGAAAUCGACAAGCUUUCUAGUGGAUAGUCACGUAGACGCAAACGCGAAACACUCAAAUUUGCGAAUAAAGAUUUGCAAAAAUUCCGCUGCCAAAUGCAAUAACGUAUCCGCUCUGGAAACCGAUAGCUCCAACGAGUACGAAUCAGAAACGGGCAUCCCGAAAUCACCGACCCUGUUUAUCUCAGGUGUUUCAAUAUCGCGAACACCAGAACCAAAAUCUCCAGGUCUUAGCAUAGUAUCAAAUGGUAGACAAUCUAGAUCGUCUAGUUUAAGUGUUCCUGUGCCUCUAUCUUCGUGUUCGUUAAAUAUUUCUAGUAAUAGUCUGAACAAUUCCUUACCUCCUUCGUCUUCGAUUUACUCAAACACUACGAGUUCACACGACAACGUACAGAACAGUCCUAAACACAAUCCAUCACAGUCGAGUAGUCCGGGCGUAGAACAGACGAAAUCGAAGAGUGCUAGUGAACCGGAACGCGAAAAAGAAGUGUUCAGGUUUCCGAAAUCUUCUACCGAUGGCGCCUUAAGUUCCGUACUGCACGUUCAAGAAUCAAAUUUGAGUUCAGACGAUUUUCACGAAGCGCUAUUUUUACUGGAAAGAUCUCCGAAAACGCGAGAUUCGAAACGACGAAAGCGAUCUAAGAAAAAGGAGAAAGACGAACGAAAGGAAGACGUGAGUUCCGCUUUAUGAACAAAUAAGACUGCUAGUUGUUACUAUUAUUACUUAUUAGCAGUUUUGUGAUCCGUUAGAGAUAUGUAUCUGUUACAUGUGCCACUUCUAUGAAUGUAUUAUGGGAAACGUUUUAUACCAAAUAAUUGUAUUAUCGCAUAUAUUAAUGUUAAUUCUUUUUAUCGGUUUUUAUUAACUUUUUGACGUUGGUGUUGUUAGAUACGCGAGGUUUGAUAUUUAUGUCUAUCAAGGGUUGUAAACGAUAUAAGUAGGUAGUUAUAAUUCAAUUAAAUUACACAUAUGUGAUAUUAUAAUGGCCUAAUUGUGUAACUUAGUUGAUCGCCGCGACAACAGUUGUAUUUUGUUUAUUUUCAGGACUGUUUACAUUUAAUUAUUCGACUGUUAGUUUGUGAUUUUUUAUAGGUGAUCGAUAUGGCUGCAAAGUUUUAUAGUACCCGUGCAUUUAAUUUUUUCAGCAUUAAACAAAUAUCAUAGCUAAAAACUGGAAUAUACCUACACGUCAGUAAUUUUAAUUAGUCUAUAUCGUUUAUUUUAAUUUCCCAUAAUUUAUAUAAAACAAAGUACCAGACUAUUAGUGAUUCUUAUAACAAAAAGACUUGAAAAUGUAGUUAUUUUGCAAUUUGUAUUGAAAUUUUCGACUUUGUAAAUUUAUUUAUUAAUUUUUUUAAUAAAUUAUUUUAUGAC
Photinus pyralis (common eastern firefly) is the source of this 5411-nucleotide messenger RNA. RefSeq names its product ankyrin repeat and IBR domain-containing protein 1-like. Gene Ontology annotation, cellular component: cytoplasm; ubiquitin ligase complex. The transcript has 13 exons. Gene Ontology annotation, biological process: protein polyubiquitination; positive regulation of proteasomal ubiquitin-dependent protein catabolic process; ubiquitin-dependent protein catabolic process. The record is from RefSeq and is a predicted model, not a curated record. Lineage: Eukaryota; Metazoa; Arthropoda; Insecta; Coleoptera; Lampyridae. Gene Ontology annotation, molecular function: zinc ion binding; ubiquitin protein ligase activity; ubiquitin conjugating enzyme binding. Bases 504 to 4727 code for a protein of 1407 amino acids.